Messenger RNA from Ostreococcus tauri, 1437 nucleotides. Its product is annotated as Helicase, C-terminal. The transcript has a single exon. Gene Ontology annotation, molecular function: ATP binding; RNA helicase activity; RNA binding. The record is from RefSeq and is a predicted model, not a curated record. The coding region runs from base 1 to 1437 and encodes 478 amino acids. Lineage: Eukaryota; Viridiplantae; Chlorophyta; Mamiellophyceae; Mamiellales; Bathycoccaceae.
AUGUCGUCGGCGAGCGAUGGGACUUCGCGCGCGCCGGGGGAGGUGACGUUCGAGGACCUGGGCGUCGGCGCGAAGCUGCGGCGCGCGUUAUCGCGGGCGGGCGUGGAGACGCCGUCUGUGGCGCAGCGAAGCGCGAUGCCGGCCAUCUCGCGAGGGGAGAACGUGGCGAUACAGUCGCACACGGGGAGUGGGAAGACGCUGGCGUAUCUCUUGCCCGUGAUUUGUGAUAUGUUCGACGAGGGGACGGGGACCGUGCGGGCAGACGUCGGAAGCGGCGUGCGGUGCGUGAUCGUCGCGCCGUCGCAGGAGCUGGCGAUGCAGAUCGUGCGUCAGGUGGAGAAGAUUUUAGGGGAUUUGGGACGACAGAUCACGCAGCAGGCGAUCGGUGGGGCGAACGCGAAGAGGCAGGAGGAGGCCAUUCGGAAGAAGCGGCCGCUGAUAGUCGUCGGGACGCCAGGGAGAUUAGCCGAGCUCUCACGGUCGGGGAUCUUGCAGACGCACGGCGUGCGGUUGCUCGUCGUCGAUGAAGCUGACGAUCUAUUGGCGAGUAACUUCAGGCGGGACAUGGCGAGAAUCAGCGAGCACACGGGAAAGGGCGUUCCGGGUGGUAGACAGACGGUAAUCGUGAGCGCGACGUUGAAGCAGGAGACGCUCGACGCCUACUCCUAUCUCGCUCCGAACUUGAGACACAUCGUGGCGACGUAUGAUACACCCGUAUCGAGACCGUUGAGCGCGGAAGGUGAGGAAGAGACGAAAGAGGACGCGAACAUCGUCGCGGCGAGAGACGAGAAGAGCGCAUCGGCGGCUGCGCAGCAAGAGCUCAAACAAGGUGUCGUCAGCCUUCCGCCGCACAUCACGCACUGCUCCGUCAUCGCCGAUCGCCAGCGUAAGGUCGACGAGCUGCGUCGUGCCAUUUACGCGACGGACGUGCAGCGAGCGCUGAUUUUUUGCAACUUCGGUCGUCGCUUGCAAGACGUGCAAGCCAAGCUCGGAGCGCGCGGUAUGCGCGUGGGAAUCCUGCACGGAGGCAUGGAUAAGAUGGAGCGCCAGAAAGAACUCGCCGCAUUCCGUCGAGGUGAUUUCAGAGCGUUGGUCGUCUCUGAUCUCGCGGCACGUGGAUUGGACGUUGACGACUGCGACGCCGUGUUCAAUCUCGAGCUUCCGACGGACGAGACGCACUACGUGCACCGCGCCGGUCGGACAGGUCGCAUGGGAGCUCCGGGCGUGGUCGUCACCAUCGCCGAGCCUUCAGAAGCGUUCGUUCUUCGCCGGUUCGAGCAGAAUCUUGGGGUGAGGAUUAACGACGUAGCGACGCGCGGCGGCGAGGUCGUUCGCGCGCCGUCGGAUGGUGAAAGACGCGGCGGCGGAAGAAGCGGUGGACGCGGCGCGCGAGGCGGCGGUGCGCGCGCCCCUCGAAGACGUGAGGGUGACGUUUAA